Messenger RNA from Rotaria sp. Silwood2, 249 nucleotides. The record is from the annotation of a GenBank genome assembly. Lineage: Eukaryota; Metazoa; Rotifera; Eurotatoria; Philodinida; Philodinidae.
AUGAAGCAUCUAUCAAUGGUUUACGAGUUACAAAUGCUGGUGUUAAAUUCUUUGGUGGUGGUACCAACAACAGCUACUUUAAUUUCGAAUGUACAAGAAGCUUAUUCACGUUAUAUGAAAGAUAAUGAAGAACACCAAAAAUUAAUUAAACAAAUUGAUGUUGUUAAUGGAAAACGUGCUUCUGAUGCUGAACAUGAACGAUUAGAAGAAAACAAAAUCGAAUUGUUAAAUAAACAAAAGAAUUUAUAA